ACAGUGGGAGUGAACAGAGAAAAAACAAAGUUUGGGAUAGUUUGCUGACUUCUUUGUCUCAUGAAUUUUCAGGAUUGUGCGGGAGGAGCUGCAGUGUCACACGAGAUGCACACAGCACACACUAGAAACGCAGCUCACACACAGUUGGUAUACACAGCUUACACACAGGGCACACACAGUACCUGCACAACUCACAAACAGUGCACACACACUGCUUUACAGUGAAAGAUUCAUACUGCAGUGAGUGCAGAGGAACAGACCAGGAGAAGGUUAACAGCUGGCUGUCCAGUGUUUUGUGGUGGACAACUACUAGCAACCCUCUACACGUGUUCCUUUCCUAUAUGCAGGAUGAAGGUCUGUGCUGUCUCCUUCUUCCUAGCCGGUUCCAGUCUUCUUCUACUACAGACUCGAGCCCUUCACACUCAGUUACCUAAAAGAAGCCAUGAAAAGACGACUGAAGGCCACAACAGGCAAACCACAGAGGAAAGCCAGUAUGGCUUUACGCAGAAACCUUUCACCUCCCCACCGGAUCCUGAGCCUGUGACCCCAUCGUCACAAUGUGUGCAGUGUUGUGACCCCCGUCCAGCUGCCCCCAUGUACCAGCUUGUACCCCAGGUUAAUCUCACCAUCUUAAAAGGUGAAAAAGGUGACAGUGGUAGCAGAGGACUUCCUGGUAAAUCAGGGAAGGCUGGAAGCCCAGGACCAAGAGGUCCAGUUGGUGCUAGGGGCUUAAAAGGCAGCACAGGCACCCCUGGAGACCCCUGCAAGAAUUACUACUCGGCUUUCUCUGUGGGACGCAAGAAAUCUCUACACAGCAAUGACUAUUACCAGCCACUCAUAUUCGAUACUGAGCUGGUGAACCUGUAUGGUCAUUUCAAUAUGUUCACUGGUAAGUUCUUCUGCUACAUCCCUGGGAUCUACUUCUUUAACCUGAAUGUUCAUACAUGGAACCAGAAGGAAACCUACAUGCAUGUUAUGAAGAACGAGCAAGAGAUGGUGAUUCUAUACGCUCAACCCAGUGACCGCAGCAUCAUGCAGAGCCAGAGUCUGAUGCUGGAACUUCAGGAGCAAGAUGAGGUCUGGGUGAGACUCUUCAAGGGUGAGAGGGAGAAUGCAGUGUUCAGUGAUGACUUUGAUACCUAUGUAACCUUUAAUGGUUAUCUCAUAAAACCCGCCAGCGAAACCUAGUUACAAACCGCUCUCUUGCUAAAGCUUUCUUUAUAUCAGACCCCCUUCAUCUGCCACAUGCACCUACCUACGUAACUAAGUACUUGAUACCUUUUCUGCAAAGAGCUGAUAAAUAUACUUUGGCUACAUCUACUACAUCACCACCCUACUGCAGAGUGGAUAUACACUUACUGCAAUAGAUAACCUGAUAUAUUGAAUCCUUGCAUAUUGUCUUCUGCUUAUUGUGGAGGGCACAGAUCGAUGAGGAUCAUUCUCUCCUAGGACUUUGUGACAUGGAUAAAAACAUUUUCUUUGCAGAGCACCCAAUGAUGUAAUGUGAGAGAGACUUUUUAUACAUUAUGCCCUUUACCUCUGUUCAGGAGUUGAUAGGCUUAACCCCUUCACUACUAAGACUUUCAGAGAAAAACUUGCCCAAAAUACAGGAGAAUGUUUAGCACUCAAUUUAAACAGAACUAGAGCAUUGUUUUUUUAUUUACAUGUCAAAACUAUAUAUAUGUUUUAAGUAGACAACCCAAGGUAUUGAUCUAGGUCCAUUUUGGAAUAUUUUAUGCCACCAUUUCACUGCCAAAUGCGAUCAAAUAAAAAAAAUGUAAAUUUUUUCACAAA
Bombina bombina (fire-bellied toad) is the source of this 1794-nucleotide messenger RNA. RefSeq names its product C1q and TNF related 1 (gene C1QTNF1). Lineage: Eukaryota; Metazoa; Chordata; Amphibia; Anura; Bombinatoridae. The coding region runs from base 349 to 1188 and encodes 279 amino acids. The transcript is spliced from 4 exons. The record is from RefSeq and is a predicted model, not a curated record. Gene Ontology annotation, molecular function: protein binding.